Leptopilina heterotoma is the source of this 4568-nucleotide messenger RNA. RefSeq names its product DNA-directed RNA polymerase III subunit RPC1 (gene Polr3A). Lineage: Eukaryota; Metazoa; Arthropoda; Insecta; Hymenoptera; Figitidae. Gene Ontology annotation, biological process: DNA-templated transcription. The transcript is spliced from 20 exons. Bases 219 to 4361 code for a protein of 1380 amino acids. Gene Ontology annotation, molecular function: DNA-directed RNA polymerase activity; DNA binding. The record is from RefSeq and is a predicted model, not a curated record.
ACAUUUAGAAAAACGUGCUUGUGGUGGUUGUGGUUCCGAUCAUUUGUUGCAUUUGUUCAUAUUUGUUUGAAUAAAAAAAUGUAAAAAUGACAAAGUUUUACAGCCUUUUCAAGAUAAAGUAAUAUAUAGGUAGUACAGAAAGGACUUUUAUUAAUUUAUUCAAAUUGUUUUGAUUGAAUACUCACAAUCGUAUACAGGGAAAAGUUAUAACCUUCAAAAUGGUUAAGGAAUUGUACCGAGAAACUGACGUCGCCCGAAAGAUAUCGGAGGUAUCUUUCGGUGUUGAUAGUCGACACAAUAUGGGAAAACAGGCUCACCUUCACGUCGUCGCCAAGAAUUUAUAUUGUCAAGAUGGUAAUCGAACACCUGUCACUUACGGUGUUCUCGAUAAAAGAAUGGGUACUUCGUCGAACUCAACCAAUUGUACAACUUGUAAUAAAACACUAAAUGAAUGUAUUGGUCAUUUUGGAUACAUAGAUCUUGAAUUGCCAGUUUUUCAUAUCGGUUAUUUUCGAUCGAUCAUUGGAAUCUUGCAGUCAAUUUGUAAAAAAUGUUCAACUGUAAUGUUAACCAAAGAUAUUAAAAAGACUUAUUUAAAUCGUGUUCUAAACCCAAAUUUAGAUUAUUUAAGUCGCAAAGCUUUAAGGAAACAGAUUCUUGAGAAGGCGAAGAAAACCAGUAUUUGCCAAUCAUGCGGUGAACAAAAUGGAACUGUAAAGAAAGCCGGUUUAUUGAAAAUUGUUCAUGAAAAAUUUAAGGGCAAAAAAAGUACUGAUUUAGUUCUACAGGAGAAAUUAGCAGAAUACAGAAAUGCUGUUGAGGAUAAUAAAGAAUUGGAAAGUAUUUUACAAAGUGGACUCGUCAACGUUUUAAAUCCAUUAGAGGUACAAAAUUUAUUUGAGCGCAUUCCCGAGAACGAUGUACCGCUUCUUUUGAUGAAUCAAAAUUAUGCGCAUCCGAAAGAUUUGAUUUUAACCCGAAUUCCAGUGCCACCGAUUUGUAUUCGUCCUGGAGUUGAAUCAGACUUGAAGGCCGGAACAAAUGAGGAUAAUCUCACAAUGAAACUUAGUGAAAUUGUUUUUAUCAAUGAUAUUAUUCAGAAGCAUCGAGUUAGUGGAUCAAGAGUGCAAAUGUACAAUGAAGCAUGGGAAUUUUUACAAUUGCACUGCGCUCUUUAUAUUAAUAGCGAAGUGUCUGGAAUUCCCCUUAAUAUGCAACCGAAAAAAUCAGGAAGGGGUUUAGUUCAACGUUUAAAGGGAAAACAGGGACGUUUCCGUGGAAAUUUGUCUGGAAAACGAGUUGAUUUUUCGAGCAGAACUGUCAUUUCCCCAGAUCCAAAUCUUCGGAUUGAUCAAGUUGGAGUUCCAGUUCAUGUGGCGAAAAUUCUCACUUAUCCGGAGAGAGUAAAUAAAGCGAAUAUCGAACUAAUGCGAAAAUUGAUUCAAAACGGUCCUGACGUUCAUCCUGGUGCUAAUUUUAUUCAACAUUCGAAAAGUAAGGUGAAAAAAUAUUUGCGAUACGGUAAUAAGCAAAAAAUCGCCCAAGACCUGCAGUACGGUGAUAUAAUUGAAAGACAUUUACGAGAUGACGACGUAGUUCUCUUCAAUCGACAACCAUCUUUACAUAAACUUUCGAUAAUGGCUCACAAAGCGAAAGUAUUAGAUCAUCGGACAUUUAGAUUUAAUGAAUGUGUCUGUACUCCUUACAAUGCAGAUUUUGAUGGCGAUGAAAUGAAUUUACAUUUGCCCCAAACGGAAGAAGCGAGAGCGGAAGCGCUUGUCUUAAUGGGGAAUAAAUCAAAUUUGGUAACUCCUCGAAAUGGAGAAUUAAUCAUUGCAGCGACGCAAGAUUUUAUAACCGGUGGUUAUUUGCUGACGCAAAAGGACACUUUUUUGAAUAAAACACAAGCUUAUCAAUUGGCAGGUUGCUUAGUGUCGGGACUUGAUUCUGAUUUAGAGAUUACUUUACCACGACCUGCGAUUCUUAAGCCCCACGAAAUGUGGACUGGAAAGCAAAUUUUCAGUUUAAUCUUAAAACCUAAUCAAAAUGGCACUAUUAAAGCAAAUCUCAAGACGAAAGGAAGAGCCUACACUUGUAACGAGGAAUUAUGUAUUAACGAUUCUUACGUAAUAAUUCGAAAUUCAGAGCUUAUUGCUGGAUCGAUGGACAAAACUAUCAUGGGUUCUGGAUCAAAGCAAAAUAUUUUCUACGUUUUAUUACGCGAUUGGGGCGAAGAUGCGGCAACUAUAGCAAUGUGGCGUUUAUCGAGAAUGGCGAGUCUUUUUCUGAUGAAUAGAGGCUUUUCGAUUGGAAUCGGUGACGUUUCACCUGGUCAGGGUUUAUUGAAGGCAAAACACGAACUCCUACAAGCUGGUUAUUCAAAAUGUACCGAGUAUAUACAUCAAAUGGAGGAAGGACGUCUGCCGUGUCAACCAGGUUGUUCCGAAGAGGAAUCCCUCGAAGCGAUUAUAUUGAAGGAACUCUCUGUUAUUCGUGAUCAUGCCGGUAAAGCGUGUUUAAAAGAACUUCAUCCAAGCAACAGUCCACUUGUCAUGGCCCUCUCUGGCUCAAAAGGAAGUUUUAUCAACAUAUCUCAAAUGAUAGCAUGUGUGGGACAGCAAGCCAUCAGCGGAAAACGUGUACCCGAUGGAUUUGAAGAUCGUGCACUGCCUCAUUUUGAGAAAUUUUCCAAGACACCGGCAGCGAAAGGAUUUGUGCAAAAUUCCUUUUAUUCAGGACUCACGCCGCCGGAAUUUUUUUUUCACACCAUGGGAGGCAGAGAAGGUCUUGUUGAUACGGCGGUAAAAACUGCCGAAACUGGUUACAUGCAAAGACGAUUAGUGAAGAGUUUAGAAGACCUGUGUUUACAAUAUGACUUGACUGUUAGAAAUUCUGUCGGAGAUAUUGUUCAAUUUAAAUACGGUGCCGAUGGUCUCGAUCCAACUUACAUGGAAGGUAAAGACUGUCCAGUCGAUUAUAAACGAGUUCUUGAUCACGUGAGAGCAAUGUCGCUCUAUAGAGACGAAGAACCACUCGAACCGAUACAAAUUAAAAAAGCCGCCGAGGAACUACUGAAAAAUGAAGAAUAUUCCUGUCUCAGCGAAGAGUUUAAGGAUGAACUUAAAGAAUUCAUGACGUCAGUGGCGAAGAAAGUUGGUAAAAUUCGAUCGAAUAUGACAACAAAAACACCCGUGAAAUUGGAACUUGAACGUUUGACUCUUUCGCAAUUAGUGGAAUUUAUUCACACGUGCAAGGAGAAAUACAUGAGAGCAACUGUCGAACCAGGAACGGCUGUUGGAGCAUUAGCAGCUCAAAGUAUUGGCGAACCAGGAACUCAAAUGACAUUGAAAACUUUCCAUUUUGCCGGUGUUGCUUCUAUGAAUAUCACUCAGGGUGUACCUCGAAUAAAGGAGAUUAUUAAUGCCAAUCCAAAAAUUAGUACACCUAUCAUUACCGUCGCUUUGGAAGAUGACACAGAUCCAGAGUUUGCAAGGAGAGUGAAGGGAAGGAUAGAAAAGACUACAUUAGGAGAAGUUUCUGAAUAUAUUGAAGAAGUUUACCUGCCAGAUGAUUGUUUCCUUUUAAUAAAACUCGAUACGGAUAGAAUUAAUUUACUAAAACUUGAAGUUGACGCCGAAUCGAUUCGAUAUUCAAUUUGCACCUCGAAGUUAAAAAUCAAUCCGAAAUUGGUAAAUGUUCAGGGAGAUUCGAUACUUACGGUGAAUCCGUCUAAACAAAAACAUAGUCUAAGUGUAGCAUUAACAACUUUAAAAGAACAAUUGGGCAAUGUUGUUAUAAAGGGUCUUGCUUCGGUGAAUCGAGCGGUCAUUCACAAUGACGACGCAAGUGGACAAACGAAAUAUAAAUUAUUCGUCGAAGGUGACAACAUGCGAGAAGUAAUGGCGACACCCGGAAUUCUCGGGAAGAAGACAACUUCAAAUAAUACUAUUGAAGUAUUUCGAACAUUGGGAAUCGAAGCUGCAAGAGCGACAAUUAUGACUGAAAUUAAAUUGGUAAUGGAGAACCAUGGUAUGAGUAUCGAUAGACGUCAUCCUAUGUUAGUUGCCGAUUUAAUGACAAGCCGAGGAGAAGUUCUUGGAAUUACAAGACAAGGUUUAGCGAAAAUGAAAGAAUCCGUUUUAAAUUUAGCUUCGUUUGAAAAAACGGCCGAUCAUUUAUUCGAUGCAGCUUAUUAUGGACAAAAGGAUACAAUUUGCGGUGUUUCGGAAUCAAUAAUCAUGGGAAUUCAAGUUCCUGUUGGAACAGGAAUUUUCAAACUUCUUCACAAAGCUAACAAAGAUGAACCACAGAAAAGAAGUCUGAUUUUCGACGAUCCUCAAUUCCAUGGAGAAAAGUCUUGAAGGAGAAUUUAAAUUUUUGUUUGCACAAAUUUAUAAAUACUUAUAUUAUAAGUUUAAGUUUGUCAUUUUUAAACCGAAAAAUGCGAACAUAAAACAUAAUUUACUGUAGAUAAAAACUUCAUGUUGAAUUAUGCAUUUUUAAAAUACUUGUAAAGUAAAUUUUUGUAAAAAAAAAUGUAGGAAUAAAUAGGUGUUAAAUUUGAUUAA